AGCAGCACAAUUUUGAUUUUAAAUAAUGUUUCGUUGUUAUUUUCGUCGUAUUCCCCUGUUAACAAACUCCGUGGAUAAACACUUUUUAAAUACCUUAGCAAAAAAAGGGAAUAUACUUGAAAGCUAUUUAAGCGUUCUAGGAAAAGGCGUAGAUUAUAUUGGAAUUCAUGGACCAACGGCAGAAGAGAUCACGAAAGACAUUGACUUAUCGAACAAGACAUGUUUGAUCACUGGCGCUAACAGUGGUAUCGGACUGGAGAUGACGAGAUGUCUGAGUACCCGCGACUGCACAGUGCUGAUGGCUUGCCGAAACCCUUAUGCGGCUAACAUAGUCGCCAGAAAUGUUUGUGGAAAUAGCCAUCUGCUAAAACUAUACGAGAUUAAUCUUGCUUCUUUACGAUCGGUAAAAAAAUGCUCUAACGAGAUCCUGAAUGACCAAAGAAAGAUUGACAUCGUGAUUUUGAACGCGGCUGUUUUUGGAUUACCAUGGACCCUCACAGAAGACCGUUUAGAAACAACAUUCCAAGUGAAUUACUUAAGCCAAUAUCUUCUUCUCAUGAAUAUCGAAAAGAUACUUGCUCCUGAUGCCAGAGUAGUCCUUGUGUCUUCGGAGUCGCACAGACACGUAAGCUGGGACUUCACCCACCAGUUGUCGCCCACCGAAGAAAUGGUAUCCCUGCCUAAGCAUGAGUACACUUCAAUCAGAGCAUAUAACAUUUCCAAACUGUGCGGCAUACACUUCAUGCAUUAUCUAGCUUACCGUUGGUUGAAGACUGAUAAGACAGUGUUCUGUGCUCAUCCGGGAUCCUUCAUCAAAACGAGGCUGUGCCGGAACUGGUGGCCUUACGAGGCGCUUUACACAAUUAUGAUACCCUUCUCUAAGACAAUUGCGCAAGCAGCUAGCACACCACUGUAUUGCGCAACUUCACCAGAACUGAAGGGUAUGUCUGAUGCAUACUACAAGGACUGCAAGCGUAGCGAGGAAAGUGAACUGGCGCAGAACUUACAUCUGUCAUUUAGAAUUUAUGAUUUGACAAGAGAGUUGCUCCACGACCGCAACGUAGCCAAGGACGAACCCAUCAGGGUUGAGGAGGUCGUCGGCUAUCAAGAACCGACCAAACAUGCUAUUGAUGAGAGCAUGGUCGCCAACCUGAGCGGUUAAUGUCGUUCCUAUGCUAGUUUAAAUUAUUUACUUCAUUGUCUUUACUUUCUCUUGGUUAUUUAGAAUUAAAAACGAUAUUCUGAACAAUAA
Messenger RNA from Trichoplusia ni (cabbage looper), 1252 nucleotides. RefSeq names its product WW domain-containing oxidoreductase-like. The transcript has 6 exons. Lineage: Eukaryota; Metazoa; Arthropoda; Insecta; Lepidoptera; Noctuidae. Bases 26 to 1162 code for a protein of 378 amino acids. The record is from RefSeq and is a predicted model, not a curated record.